AUGUCGCCGACAAAAGGCCUCGUUCUUGUCACAGGCGCCAAUGGCUUCAUCGGCGCACGUACUGUUGAAGCUUUCCUUUCCGCCAACUAUUCCGUCCGCGCUGCAGUACGAAGUCAAUCCUCAGCCUCUAGCCUUCUCUCAGCACUCCCCUCAUACGCUUCCUCCGGCCAACUCACGAGAAUCUUGGUUCCCGACCUUAUGGCUAGGGGAGCUUUUGACGACGCAGUAAAAGGCGUAACGGCAGUCGCUCAUCUCGCGGCGCCAGUUGACUUCCAAAACACCAAUAUCGACUACGUCAUCGGUUCUUCGCUGCAAGGGACUCUCGGAAUUUUGGAGUCCGCUGCUAAAGAGCCUGCUUUGAAGUCAUUUGUGUACAUGUCUUCUAUCGUGGCUGUAAGAGGCUGCAAACCCAAGUAUCCAGAGAAGGGUUACACAGAAGAAGACUGGAAUGACCAAAUUGAGGAUGUGAUCGCGAAGGCUGGCUCGGAAGUGACAGGUCAUCAGAUUUACGUCGCAAGCAAGGUCAAAGCAGAGCGCGCAUUCUGGGAGUUUCGACGAAAGAACGCAGAUCGCAUCGGCUUCACCAUGACAGCUGUCAACCCGGUCUGGGUGGCUGGACCACCACUGAUUUUGCCUGAAGACCCGGAGAAGUUGAGUGAGACAGCCAUCGUUCCUUAUCGCAUCAUGAACGGUGAGAACAUGUCGUCUGCUGGACCUGGUAACGGAACACAUGUUGACGUGCGCGAUGUUGCACGACUCAUCGUGUUUGCAGUUGAUAAGAAAGAAGUGGCCGACGGGCAACGAUACAUCGCUGGAGGAAACGGCAACUUUGCAAACAUCCAAGCUUAUCGCGACUUAUUGCGAAAGGCUUAUCCUGAUAGACAGGGAGUCAUUGGGAAAGGCGAACCAGGAAAGGGAUAUCUGCAAGACUACAGUAUUCCCAAUGGUGGGUUCAAGGUCGAUGCUAGUAAGGCGGUUGAAGCAACAGGCCAAGGUUGGAUCCCUUUUGACCAGAUGGUUUUGGAGUCUGCAAAGGCGUAUGAAAGGUAUUUCUGA
Messenger RNA from Fusarium redolens, 1056 nucleotides. RefSeq lists its product as uncharacterized. The transcript has a single exon. Lineage: Eukaryota; Fungi; Ascomycota; Sordariomycetes; Hypocreales; Nectriaceae. Gene Ontology annotation, molecular function: oxidoreductase activity, acting on the CH-OH group of donors, NAD or NADP as acceptor. Bases 1 to 1056 code for a protein of 351 amino acids. The record is from RefSeq and is a predicted model, not a curated record.